Schistocerca americana (American grasshopper) is the source of this 894-nucleotide messenger RNA. Its product is annotated as hsp90 co-chaperone Cdc37-like. Gene Ontology annotation, biological process: protein folding; protein stabilization. The transcript has 6 exons. Gene Ontology annotation, molecular function: protein kinase binding; protein-folding chaperone binding; heat shock protein binding. Bases 1 to 894 code for a protein of 297 amino acids. Gene Ontology annotation, cellular component: cytoplasm. NCBI's taxonomy places the organism in Eukaryota, Metazoa, Arthropoda, Insecta, Orthoptera, Acrididae. The record is from RefSeq and is a predicted model, not a curated record.
AUGACCUAUAUUGCUGAAGGUGAAGAUAAAAAAGCAUUUGAUAAUGAACCUCACUCAUCCAUAGACGAGAUUCAUUCAAGAGCAGCUGUAAAGUUGAAGGUUGCUCUGGCUGAAGCCGAGGAAGAAGAAUUGGGAAACUUACGAUCUAAACAUCAAGAUGUCUCGGAUUCGACAUCUUUUUAUUCUGAUAAUAUUCUUGUCGUGAACGUGGUGGCCUACAGUAAAUGGAAAGACACUGAAAUAUCUGACGUUGAAGAUGAUACACAUCCUUAUAUCGACACGUCAUCAUUUCGAUGGAGACAUCAGGCACGAAUAGCACGCAUGGAAGAGCAAAGACGAUGCAAGAAAGAAACUGAAAAAGAACAUAUUGUGAAAUAUGAAAAGUUCGUAAAGAAUUCUGAAAUGCUACGACGGUAUAAUGACAGCAAGCGUUUCCUGACGCGUCAACCAGAACAUGAAAGUGAACAUACAGCAAAUUAUUUGGUUAUUUGGUGCAUACAUUUGGAGAUGGAGGAGAAACAUGACCUAAUGGAUCAUGUGUCUCACCUAAGUAUUUGUAUUCAGUACAUACAGGAACGGCACAAAAAGUCUGUCUUUUUUCUUCAUAUGUAUUACCUACAAAGGCAGACAAUGUUCAAGAUAUUAAAAUCAGAACUUAAAAAAAUACUGAAACAAAAUAAAAUUAAAAGUGGGGAAGUGCCAGACUACAAAUCUAAAUGCGGACGAAACUCUCUUCUAAUAUUUUAUCCUUUCGAAACAGUUCGUGUGAUUGAAGUUACACUCCCAGCAAAUGGUAGAAACGCAAACGAUCUACAUUCGCUUUCCACCCAUUGGUUUUCUGUAAACACUCAUCACUUUUACCUAAGAAGUCUGCGGUGGCGCAGCACUGCCUAA